AUGCAACGGCGAAAUAGUUUAACAUUGAGCACUGCAGACAGUGUGACUUCUGAUCCUCUCGAUGUGGCACUCUCGAAGCCAGACGAUGAGCUACUGUUCUACACGGCGAGCGUACACUUCCUUCGUAAACGUCUGGAAGAGAAGAGCCACCGACCACCGAAACCGCAAGAGGCGACACGAAGUUGUUGCAACUUGAGUCGGCCACCCGCCCCUCACCUUAGUUCUAGUAGCGUACAUAAGAUAGCAAAAAUAAAGUUAGACCACGAUUCUCUUGUAGGAGAAGGUCCGUCGUUGUCAAUGCAACAAGUUCUGCCGUUUCCUAAAUCAAAUGAAAACGGUUUCCUCACACGUUUAAGGAACACGUUCCGCAGGUUCAGGCGCCCCGCUGAUGUGACCGAGCAACAGUCGGAGGAGUCCGACACCAAAAGCAUAUCUAACUUCAAAUUCCCCAGAUGCUCGCGUCUACGAAACCCUCACUCAUCAUGUUUAGUGGAAAUAUCGGAGGAAAACUCUAAGGAAAGCAUAGGAGCUCCUAAUGUCAGACAGGCAACAAGUAGUAAAGGUGAUAUGUUAGAAGAAAAAAAACGUGUAAUUCGCUGUAGAAGGUAG
Messenger RNA from Spodoptera exigua (beet armyworm), 609 nucleotides. The record is from the annotation of a GenBank genome assembly. NCBI's taxonomy places the organism in Eukaryota, Metazoa, Arthropoda, Insecta, Lepidoptera, Noctuidae.